Molecule: messenger RNA, 963 nt
Organism: Elephantulus edwardii (Cape elephant shrew)
Lineage: Eukaryota; Metazoa; Chordata; Mammalia; Macroscelidea; Macroscelididae
Gene: NUDT17
Product: nudix (nucleoside diphosphate linked moiety X)-type motif 17
Biological process (GO): NAD+ catabolic process; NADP+ catabolic process
Cellular component (GO): cytosol
Molecular function (GO): NADH pyrophosphatase activity
Source: RefSeq, a predicted model, not a curated record
AUGGCCGCCGCGCGGGUGCUGCUGCUCCUGUCCGGGAACCCGGAACCGGCCAGCUUCGCGCGGAGCGUGUGCGGACUCCUGGGCGCCGGGCAGGCACUCUGCCCCCGACCCACGCACUGCAGCUUCAAGCGGGGACAGCUCGUCCUCUCGGACAGGCCGUUCCCAGAUGCCUCGACCACACUUCCUCUCCAGCGACCCCCUUUCUGCCCUUUUGCGGCCCUGGACCAGCAGCCCAGCGCUCCCCAGACCGAAUUACCCACAAACCGAAGUGUGGACUUGGGUGUGGCUGUCCUUCUGCAAUCCAGCGAGCAGAGUGUUCUGCUGACACGACGGACGCGCACCCUCAGAGUUUCCCCCAAUCUCUGGGUACCCCCAGGUGGGCACGUGGAACUGGAGGAGGAGCUGCUGGAUGGAGGACUUCGAGAGCUUUGGGAAGAGACAGGACUACAGCUGGCUCAGGGCCAGUUCUGCUGGAUCCCUCUGGGGUUAUGGGAGUCGGCCUACCCACCUAGGCUGAGCUGGGGAUUCCCCAAAUAUCAUCACAUCGUUCUCUAUCUACUAGUCAUCUCCCAGGAGUCACAGCAGCAGCUGCAGGCAAGGAUCCAACCAAACCCAAGUGAGGUGAACGCCUUUAUGUGGCUGAGACCAGAUGUAGCAGCCGCAGUGGCUGCCACAGAGGAUGGAACAGAGACAACCAGAACUCUCCCCCAGGACCUACCACCCUUUGUCCCUGCAGUGGAGCUGCAGGAGAAUGGAGAAACCCAACCUCUGUCCCUGCCCAUGUCCACAAUGCUGCGGACUACCCCAACCACAGCAGAGGGCGAAGAAAGGGUCAGCACAGGGACCAAGUUUGCUCUCAAGCUCUGGCUGCAACACCUGAGCAGUGGAGCUCGCCUGAACCCAUGGCCAGCCAAAGAAGCAAAUAUGAAUCCUCUUCCCCAAAGUCCACAAGUCCCUCCUUAA